Saccharomycopsis crataegensis is the source of this 459-nucleotide messenger RNA. Its product is annotated as Tif11 protein. Lineage: Eukaryota; Fungi; Ascomycota; Saccharomycetes; Ascoideales; Saccharomycopsidaceae. Bases 1 to 459 code for a protein of 152 amino acids. Gene Ontology annotation, biological process: translational initiation. The record is from RefSeq and is a predicted model, not a curated record. Gene Ontology annotation, cellular component: cytoplasm. The transcript is spliced from 2 exons. Gene Ontology annotation, molecular function: translation initiation factor activity; RNA binding.
AUGCCGAAAAGCAAAGGAAAAGGUGGUAAAAAUAGAAGAAAGGGAAAAAAUGACGGUGACGGGCAAAAGCGGGAGUUAGAAGUCAAAGAUGAAGGCCAAGAAUAUGCCACCGUCGGGAAACUUUUAGGUAAUGGCCGUCUUGAAGCUCAAUGCUUUGAUGAUAUAAAAAGAAUGGCUCAUAUCAGAGGGAAAUUGCGUAAAAGAGUUUGGAUUGGAGUUGGUGACAUUAUUUUAGUCUCUUUGAGGGACUUCCAAGAUGACCAAUGUGAUGUAAUCAAGAAGUAUAAUAUUGAUGAGGCCAGACAGUUGAAGUCCAUUGGGGAAUUACCAGAAAAUGCCAGGAUUAAUGAAGCUGCCUUUGAUGAUGAGGAAGACGCCGAUGCUGGAUUCGAAUUUGGCGCUGCUUCGGAAGAUGAGGAGGAUGAUAAAUUAGACGAUCUAGAUAUUGAUGAUAUUUGA